CUCUGGAUAUGUUUUCUCCCAGAUCUGGAUAUUUUUUUGAUAUCGUGAAGCUACGAGGGAAAUAAUUGCAGGCAUUUCUUCAGGGCUCCCUGCUUCUCUCCCCCCCCCCCCCCCCCCCACGGACAUGCCUUCAGUUUGGGGAGCCGAGGCACCCUGUCCUAGGCGAAUGAAGCCCCCCAGCCACGCGGGAGCGAAAUGAAGGGAAAUUCUGCAGUGGAAUGAGAGCUCUCCAGCUAGGUCCUCGCAUCUGCCAUUUGUCCUUUCAAACUGCAUUGUAAUCCGGGCAGGAUAAAUCAGACGGAGAGACGAGCAGCCUCCUGGCCGGCUUUCUCCGCCCGAAUUUACUUUCCACAUUUCUUUUCUUUGCCUUCCUGCUUCUUGGCUGGCCCAGGGAUGACUUCCUCGCUGCAGCGACCCUGUCGGGUGCCCUGGCUGCUAUGGACCGCCUUGCUGGUCAGCACUACGGCUGCUUCCCAGAAUCAAGAACGGCUGUGUGCAUUUAAAGAUCCCUAUCAACAAGACCUUGGGAUAGGUGAGAGCAGAAUCUCUCAUGAAAACGGGACAAUAUUGUGCUCCAAAGGGAGCACGUGCUAUGGCCUGUGGGAGAAAUCCAAAGGGGACAUCAAUCUUGUGAAACAAGGAUGUUGGUCUCACAUUGGGGAUCCCCAAGAGUGUCACUAUGAAGAAUGUGUUGUAACUACCACCCCGCCCUCUAUUCAGAAUGGAACAUACCGCUUUUGCUGCUGUAGUACAGAUUUAUGUAAUGUCAACUUUACUGAGAAUUUUCCACCUCCUGAUACAACACCACUCAGUCCACCUCAUUCAUUUAAUCGAGACGAGACGAUAAUCAUUGCUUUGGCAUCAGUCUCUGUAUUAGCUGUUUUGAUAGUCGCCUUAUGUUUUGGAUACAGACUAUUGACAGGAGACCGGAAGCAGGGUCUUCACAGCAUGAACAUGAUGGAGGCCGCAGCCUCAGAGCCGUCUCUGGACCUGGAUAACCUGAAGCUCCUGGAGCUGAUUGGACGGGGCCGAUAUGGAGCAGUGUAUAAAGGUUCCUUGGAUGAGCGUCCAGUUGCUGUAAAAGUAUUUUCUUUUGCAAACCGUCAGAACUUUAUAAAUGAAAAAAACAUUUACAGAGUGCCUUUGAUGGAGCAUGACAACAUUGCUCGCUUUAUAGUUGGAGAUGAGAGACUCACUGCAGAUGGACGCAUGGAGUAUUUGCUGGUGAUGGAGUAUUAUCCCAACGGAUCUCUAUGCAAAUAUUUGAGUCUCCAUACAAGUGACUGGGUAAGCUCUUGCCGGUUGGCUCAUUCUGUGACUAGGGGAUUGGCUUAUCUGCACACAGAAUUACCACGAGGAGAUCAUUAUAAACCUGCAAUUUCCCAUCGAGAUUUAAACAGCAGAAAUGUCCUGGUAAAAAACGAUGGCACGUGUGUCAUCAGCGACUUCGGUUUGUCCAUGAGGCUAACUGGAAACAGACUGGUGCGCCCAGGGGAAGAGGAUAAUGCAGCUAUAAGCGAGGUUGGCACAAUUCGCUAUAUGGCGCCAGAAGUGCUGGAAGGAGCUGUGAACCUGAGGGACUGUGAGUCUGCGCUGAAGCAGGUAGACAUGUAUGCACUGGGGCUGAUCUACUGGGAGGUGUUCAUGAGAUGUACAGACCUCUUCCCCGGUGAAUCUGUACCAGAAUACCAGAUGGCUUUCCAAACAGAAGUUGGCAACCAUCCCACUUUUGAGGACAUGCAGGUUCUUGUGUCGAGAGAAAAACAGAGACCCAAAUUCCCGGAAGCCUGGAAAGAAAACAGCCUGGCGGUGAGAUCACUCAAGGAAACGAUCGAAGACUGCUGGGACCAGGACGCAGAGGCUCGGCUCACGGCGCAGUGUGCUGAGGAGAGAAUGGCUGAGCUUAUGAUGAUAUGGGAGAGAAACAAGUCUGUGAGCCCAACGGUCAACCCCAUGUCUACUGCCAUGCAGAAUGAACGCAACCUGUCACAUAAUAGGCGUGUGCCAAAAAUUGGGCCUUAUCCGGAUUAUUCUUCUUCCUCGUAUAUUGAAGACUCCAUACACCACACUGACAGCAUUGUGAAAAAUAUUUCCUCUGAGCAUUCGAUGUCCAGCAGCACGCCUUUGACUGUAGGAGAAAAGAACCGAAACUCAAUUAAUUAUGAACGGCAGCAAGCACAAGCUCGGAUCCCCAGCCCUGAAACAAGCGUCACCAGCCUGUCCACAAACACAACCACCACAAACACCACGGGCCUCACUCCAAGUACUGGCAUGACCACCAUCUCUGAGAUGCCGUACCCAGAUGAAACCAGUCUGCAUGCCACGAAUGUUGCGCAGCCGAUUGGGCCGACCCCUGUCUGCUUGCAGCUGACGGAAGAAGACCUGGAGACCAAUAAGCUAGACCCAAAAGAAGUUGAUAAGAACCUCAAGGAAAGCUCCGACGAGAACCUCAUGGAACACUCUCUCAAGCAGUUCAGUGGGCCAGACCCCUUGAGCAGUACCAGUUCCAGCCUGCUGUAUCCACUCAUAAAGCUCGCAGUGGAAGUAACUGGGCAGCAGGACUUCACACAGGCUGCAAACGGCCAGGCGUGCUUAAUUCCUGAUGUUCCGCCCGCUCAGCUCUAUCCUCUCCCUAAGCAGCAGAACCUGCCUAAGAGACCCACUAGUUUGCCUUUGAACACCAAAAAUUCAACAAAAGAACCCCGGCUAAAAUUUGGCAACAAGCACAAAUCAAACUUGAAACAGGUAGAAACUGGAGUUGCCAAGAUGAAUACGAUCAAUGCCGCAGAGCCUCACGUAGUGACGGUGACUAUGAAUGGGGUGGCAGGGAGAAGCCACCCUGUUAACUCCCAUGUUGCCACAACCCAGUAUGCCAAUGGGACGGUGCCGUCUGGCCAGGCGGCCAACAUAGUGGCACAGCGGGCUCAAGACAUGCUGCAGAAUCAGUUUAUUGGCGAGGAUACCCGGCUGAAUAUUAAUUCCAGUCCUGAUGAGCACGAACCUUUACUGCGACGAGAGCAGCAAGCUGGCCAUGACGAAGGGGUUCUGGACCGUUUGGUAGACAGGCGGGAACGGCCCCUCGAAGGGAGCCGAACUAAUUCCAAUAACAACAACAGCAAUCCGUGCUCAGAACAAGAUGGACUUCCACAGGGUGUUACAAGCACAGUUGCAGAUCCUGGGCCAUCGAAGCCCAGAAGAGCACAGAGGCCCAGUUCUCUGGAUCUUUCAGCCACAAAUAUCCUGGAUUGCAGCAGUAUACAGAUAGGUGAGUCCACACAGGACGGCAAAUCAGGAUCAGGGGAAAAGAUCAAGAAACGCGUGAAAACUCCAUACUCCCUUAAGCGGUGGCGCCCCUCCACGUGGGUCAUCUCCACUGAACCCCUGGACUGUGAGGUCAACAACAAUGGGAGGGACCGAGCAGUCCAUUCUAAAUCUAGCACUGCUGUGUACCUCGCAGACGGAGGCACUGCCACCACCAUGGUGUCUAAGGAUAUAGGGAUGAAUUGUCUGUGAGAUGUUUCCAAUCUUAUGGAGUGAAAUUAUUUUUUUGCAUCAUUUAAACAUGCAGAAGACAUUUAAAAAACUGCUUUACCCUCCUGUCAGCACCCUUCCCACCCUGCACCAGAACUCGCUUUAAAUAGAUUUCAGCUAUGCAGAAAAGUUUAGCUCAUGCUUCCAUAUUUUUUAAUUUUGUUUUUUAAGUUUUGCACUUUUGUUUAGUCUUGCUAAAGUUAUAUUUGUCUGUUAUGACCACAUUAUGUGUGUGCGUAUCAAAAGUGGUCUCAAAAUAUUUUUUUAAGAAAAAAAAAACAAAACCAGUGUAUUGCUGAUAAUCAGUUUGGACCAUUUCUAAAGGUCACUAAAGCAGAAGCAGGAGACGGGCCCGACUGCAGUGGUGUCCCGGGCACAAGCUCGUUCAUGUGUCAUCUGUUGGACAUUCUUCUCUCGUGUUUUAUUUGAAUGUGCAAUAGUCUUCAGACCACAAAGAAGCUUUCUUACCAGCUCUCCCCUAGCAGGGCACACAUUCUUCCACUGUUGAAACUUGUCCCCCAUUCUUCGAUAAGAUGAACAUUUUCUGGCUUCCUCCUUAGGGAGAAUGCAUAGAUACUGUUCCAAGGGCUCCAAAAAGGACUCACCAAGACCUUUCUUGAAAUGCCUUUGUCUUUUAGCCUUCCAAAUACUAAGUGUUUCCUUCCAGGCAUUUUAAUAGGCAUAUUUGGUUCUGAUUUUGGAAGUUCAUAAGAGAGCAUAGAACAAAACAAGAAAGCAAACAAUAGCUGUUUCCAUUUUAUUUUUUCUAUGUAUGUUCAUGUUCCAUAUUCGUUUAUUUAAUAAAUACUUUUUAUCAGAAAAUUUAUAGAGCUAAACUUAUGUGGAAUUUUUAAGUAAGUAGAUGGGCAAGGCGAUGUAGUGUAGGAACUUUGGUUUUUCUGACCAUCACAAAUUAAAUUACAUUUCCUAUUUAUAACCUCAGAAAAACUCAUAGUUUUGAAUUUAUAAUAUCUUUAUUGUUUCCCAGCAAAGCGUGACAGCUUUAUGUGAAAACGAUUCUUCUUCCCAUGACCUAAAACACUGUGUGGAAAGCUCAGUCAGCCAGCAUGCCCAGUCCCGUGGAAGAAGGGCUUGCUGCCAGACUAGGACUAUUGAGACAGCUAAGAUUUGCCCUCUUUCUUUCGCUUUCUCUGCUAAUCCUGUUUUCAUGAUUUCUCCCUUUGCCAAUUUCACAUGAUCCUCGACUGUGAGCAGCAUCUAUUACUCGUGUUGUGGCAGAGCCUGCCUUCUGGUGACAGCCUACGGUGAGGCCACAGUCGCUCGCUCUCCACUUCUCCUUUUGUCACGAGUGAUCCGUAAACCAGGCUCUGUCUUUUAAUAAAGCACUUUCUGUCCGAUUCGGAUUUUCCCUAAACAUUGUUUCCCGCCAGUUUGCAAACAAAUGGUUCUCAUGUUUUCAGAUGCUCAGAAUUCUUAUUAUGCAUUAUCUGAUUAAGCUUUAGGUUUUUGCAGGGGGAGGUAAAAAAAAUUAAGUGUAAGUCUCCAAAUUCCUGAUCUCAGUUCUCGUGUCCUGAACACCAUUUUCUCAUUUGAAAUCCUCUACCCUCACGGUUUAACUAAAGACGGCCCCCUUUCCCAGCACACUGUCCACAGCACUUGUGACUUCUUUGACUUGCCAUCUGCUGCGCUGCUUUGAUGUGACAACAUUUAAAACAUUUAUUCAGCUGGGCUGCUGACUGGAGUUUCAGUCCUUGGAUUAAGAUGGUCUUAUUCUCCCGGGACCCCUUUUUCCUCUUUGUGCUUUCUUGGCCUCUCUUCUGGGUCAGAUUUGUCUCGUUUUGUUUUGGGUUGGGUUUUUUUCAUGACAGAGCUUCUCUGUGUAGCUCUGGCUGUCCUGGAACUCAUUCUGUAGACCAGGCUGGCUUUGAACUCAGAUUCUUAAAAUAAAUUUUGUCUUCUCACAUCAGUUUAUUUCAGAUAGUGACCAUUUUUUUUAAUCUAUGUAACAAAUAACUUUUGUCUUUUACUUCCUUGUCUGUCCAAAUGUCUUUCAGAUGCAUUUCAGGAUUUUUGUUUUUUCAGUUGUCGGACAACUUUAAAUCAAAAUAAAUUAUAUUCCUUCUAUCUCUGAAGCACUGAGAAUAAAUGACCCCUGGAGGUCCAGCUGGUCUUUUUCUGUCAGAAAACUGCCUUACAUUCUAAUAGUUUGUGUUAAGGCCAAUCACUUGUGAAUUUCCCAACAGUCUUUAAUGGUUAAUACAUUUAUGAAAUGCUUUAAAAAGUAGUAUGCCAGGUUAAAAGAGAAAGGGAAUCGUUUCCAAUCUCAUGCAGAUAUGUUUAAAACAAAUAAUUUCUUUCACUGAUACAUGGUAACUGCUUGACAAAUAGGAAUAGUAGAAAGCAUAGGUCCUUUUAAUAAAUGUUGGAAUUUAUAAUACAGAGCACUCAAAAAUCCCUUUAAUAACUUAAAUUACUUGUUCACUUUAUCUGAUUCUUGAAGCUGAAACUGAAUUUACCGAAGAUUUCACAUAAAAAUUAAUGUUGGGCCUUUUGAUUAAAGUCAUUCUGAACAGUAUUAUAAUUUUUAAAGAAUCACAACAGGACAUUUUCUUUAAAAAAAUGCCAUUUGUGGGGCUGGAGGAGCAGCAAGGCAGCUAACAGUGGUUUCUGCUUUUCCGAGGACCCAGGUUGAACUCACAGCAGCCUAAUUAUGUAUAGAAUAAAGUGAUUUAAACAUUUAAAUGUAUAAUUUAAAACCACUUUUACUGUGGGCAUUAUGAAAGGACAUACUCUGAAAACUGGCAUCUACAUGCACUGUAUUUUCAUCUUCACAGCAACCAUAUUUUAAUUAAUUUCCAUACUUUACAAACAAGGAAACAUUAAGAGAUGAUAGCUAAUUUGUCCAAGUUUACCUAGGGUGAAAUCCCAGGUUCGUUUCUACACAUCUCUUUCAUCCACACGGUCUACAUCCUUCGUGGACAGAUGUGUGAUACACUGACAUUUUUGCUCCAGCAGACUUGUGGCUUGUAUAUAAGCCACACCAGAUAACUUAAUGGUUUGAGAAGUUAGGUAAUCACUAUUGCUUAAGAGACAGUUACUAAUUCAGUACAAAAUUUCAGCCUACACCCUAAAAUCAUGUCACUUUUCUUCUGAUACAUUGCAGAACUGAAGGCAAAGCCAACUUUAAGAGAAAGGUGAAGGAAGCUGAGGGAACAGAGACCCUAAAGUGAUCCCAUAUUAGAUUUGGAAAAAAGUUUAAUAUAAAUUUUCAGUCUUCUCAACCCUUUGACCCCAUCUGUAAAAUUUCGGCUUUAGCAAUGUUAGAAAAAUGUUAAGUCAGAGAACCAAAUAAAAUGUAUAUGAUGUAGAAAAACACAAAAUUAAUACCCAUUAUUAUUAUUAAUAUUAAUGUUUUGCUUUUUCGAGACAGGAUUUCUCUGUAGCUUUGGAGCCUGUCCAGAACUAGCUCUUGUAGACCAGGCUGACCUCGAACUCACAGAGAUCCUCCUGCCUCUGCCUGCCCGGCUGCUAAUACCCAUUUUUAUAAAGCAGGUUGUCAUAGCUUCCUUACAUGUGUGUAUUUGUUCCAGAAACUGUAUGUUGGUUCUGAAUGGGAAGGUGGAGAAGGGACACUCAAAUAGUCAGUCAGUUUUUGACAGAUAUUUUUAUUUGAAAUAUUUCCAAGUUUGAUUUCUGAAUCCCAAAGGAAUACCUGGUAGGCUGCAACUGUUAAAUUGCACAUUUAGUCUCUAUUAACAAGUCAUUUAAAAUGAAAAAAAUUCAAUAAACAUUUCUUGUUUCCAUAUUUAUGGAUAUGAAUAUUUCAUUGCGAGACCCUCACUAGUAUUUGAUAUUGUAUUUUAUUUUAUACCAUAUUUGUAAAGCCUAUGUUGAACUUAGUACCUGUCAUGUGUAUGUUAUUACAUGACUAUCCACAGAUUUUUUAAAUAUAUAUAUAUAUAAAAUUACUUUAUAUCCUUAAUUCCUUAAAAGAUAGAUUCUUCACGCAUGCUAGCUGAUGUUCUAGACCUGCGAUUUCAGGAAGUGUGUGACACUCCCUCAGAGACCCCAGGAAUCUUUUCUUAAGCUAUGAUAACUUUCAAUAUUCACACCCUUGACUAACAGCGGGGUGUGGUGUUUUUUGUUUUCCAGAAGAUAAAGUUGCAUUUUAACCUUUUUGUUUAGAUUAUGAACUAUGCAAACUUUGUCCACAAACUACCUUACAUGAUCCCUUCCUAACCUUGCUGAUUGAUUAGGUCAGGCUGGCUGGUUACGUCCUGGGCAGGCCUCCCCCUGUGUCAGGAGAGUUUUCUUCAUACCUGUUCUGUCUCUCACGUGUGAUUUGUGUGUUCCUCAUACUUCACAGGGAAAAGAGAAUAGAUGGUCGUCCUCUCUGUUGCUCUUAGUCAGCUUCGGGCUUCUCGGCUAACCCUGUUCAUCAGAUAAAAUUGCCCCAGUUCCUUUAGGUCUUUUCUCCUCAUCUAUUUUAAUGACUUUAUUUAUAUUUAAAAGCACAUAAAAUUCUAUGUUAUAUUCAAGUGAAUUGUUCCUGUUAAUUUAUAGCACAGCAGUUUGAUAGGAUUCAGAAUACAGAUGUUGCCAUUUGACAUUGAAUUAAAUCAUCAUACCACCCAAAAUUCAGCACUUAAUAUUGUAGUAGUUACAUUUCUAUUAAAGUGUAUGUUAUGAUUUUAUAUCUGCACAGGUAGAGCUAAAAAGCCAUGCAUGUAAGCAUUUGUAAUUGUGUAUCAUUUUUACUAAACUCGCACCAUGUCACAGGGAGUUUUAGUAUUACGAUUGAGCCGCAACAAAUAUUGUACAUUUUUCUUCAUAUCAAAUACUGUAUUAAACACUAAAUGCAAAAUUAACUUUCAAAAGCAGACCCUACAAAAAUCAGGUAUUAUCCAUGCAUAUUUUUGUAUUUUUGUAGACCACUUUUGAAUGCUUACCAUUGUUUUUCCAGCAUAGAGUGGAUGAAUGGACUGAGACAAUUUUUAUUUAACUUUCAAGUAGUUAAAGUUGGGUGUUUGCAUAGAAAGUAAAUCUUCAAAUUUUAUCUCAUGGCAUAUAGAUUUGAAAGUAAAUAUUCAAGAGGCUAUACUAUAUGUUAAAAUUAUGCCCCCAAAUAAAUCUAUUGAAUCUUCAGUAGAAUCCCAAUUUUAUCAUCACUAUGGUGUUUGAGGUGUUUCUAAUGAACGCUGUAAACACACAUGUUCAUUUGUAAAAUUUAGUUUGGAGCCCACAUUAAAAUCCGGAGCAGAAGGAAUCUUUAGAACUAAAUUGCUUCAUUAGGAUAUCCAGUUUGUAUUUUAAAGAAAAUUGACUGUACUUGAAACUACAACUUAACUGUUUCUUCUUUUUAAAAGACUCCCCCAUUUUAUUUGUGUUUUAAAUUUCAGAAACAUCUCAUGGUUUGAAUCACCUUUAGACAUAGUAUUACCUAAAAUCUCAGGGCGCCUUCCGUCUGUUUGUACACGGAUACCGUCAGUUGAUAGCAAACAAGCAAUUAGGUCUAGCUGGAUAUUUAAAAGUGUUUGUUGCAUAGUAAUGUGUCAUCAUAUUAUUUGACUUAAUUCACAUCAACAUGGUAUUUGAUUUCAUUAAUCAUAAAAACUUGCCCAGUUCUGUAAUUACUGAAUAGAAGGAGUGACUCAACCAAUUGGCCGCAUGGUUUGGCGGAUUUAAGCCUUGGAGUUAAAGCACCGGCUUAAACACUUUCUGUUCUUGGUUCCAUGGUUACACGUGAUGGAGCCAGUGUUUCGUUUUGGUUUGUGGGUUUUUUUUGUUUUUUUGUUUUUUUUUUAAUGUAAGAGAGCUUAGGAAAAGUAAUUCUGAGAUAGAAUUUUCUUAAGAGAUAAUUAGCAUUAUAAAACUUUCUUCUGAAAGUGAGGUCAUGACCGCAGCUGUAGUGAUGGCUUUGAGAAGGUGAUCUAUGGCAACCGGUUUCCACACUGGCAGAGCCAAACAAUUUUUCUUUAAGUCAGACAAACUUAAGCUCUAAUUGGUCUGCUGUCUGUUUAAAUCUUCGCAGUGGAGUUGUCUUGGGCUCCCUGCCUUGUUAUCAGUCUUAAGUAUAUAAAAGAAACACUUGUAAAGAUGUAUAAGAGUAAGAAAACUAAUGACUAAAAAAUGCAAUUCAGAGCAAUUAGGUUUCAAUUCAAUAUUGAGUUGCUUACUUCCGUGGCUUUUUUUUUUUUCCUGGUAACAUUUAUUUAUUUAAGCGACGUAGUAUGUUAUGUCUCCAUAUCUAUAGAGAUUUAUUGUGUAAGUGUUUGUGUAAGCUGGAAUCAUCCUGAAUUUUCUGUUGCUAAUUUUUCCAGUGAAUUUCAUGGAUAACUGUAAAAUACACUAACUCUUAGGUUGUUAUAGCUGAAACGUGGAGAUGUAUGUGUGGCUGCCAUGUUUUUUCUGAACGGACAGGAGAAACACCAGCUGCCGAGUAUUCACCUCUUGGGAGGCUGGCGAAGUCGGCUUCUCCUCGGAACCCUCUUUCUUGUUAACGGGUAUCUUCUGUUGGUGUAUUUUGUUCUUACAUUACAGAUAGAAAAUCGUGUGUGAGUUUAUGGAUAAUUACUUUCAGUUAUUUUGCUUUUGUAUAAGCCAUCUGAGAGCUUGCUAUGCUGUAAGAGUUGUGUUUGAUGGAGCAGUGAGUACGAGUUAAAGCAGAUCACUUUCUUUUGUAUUAUCUAUGGAUGCCACUAUGAACGCUGACAUUAAGCCACUAAAGAGUUUUCUAUGAAUAAGUGUAAGUAAAUGCUUUGAUAUAUAUAAACCUAAAUAAAAAGAUUGUAUUGAGACAGAGACAUUGGCAAAGGAAGUUUAAGGCAGUUCUUUAGGUUUAAAAAGGCUUGCUGUAAAAUGGUGCGUUAUUCCAUUUAUUAAAGAUCAUAUUAAUGACA
This is a messenger RNA of Alexandromys fortis (reed vole), 10391 nucleotides long. It is a transcript of the gene Bmpr2, whose product is annotated as bone morphogenetic protein receptor type 2. The record is from RefSeq and is a predicted model, not a curated record. The transcript has 13 exons. The coding region runs from base 394 to 3513 and encodes 1039 amino acids. Gene Ontology annotation, cellular component: plasma membrane; signaling receptor complex. Gene Ontology annotation, molecular function: ATP binding; transforming growth factor beta receptor activity. Gene Ontology annotation, biological process: protein phosphorylation; blood vessel development; BMP signaling pathway. NCBI's taxonomy places the organism in Eukaryota, Metazoa, Chordata, Mammalia, Rodentia, Cricetidae.